Colletotrichum destructivum is the source of this 2554-nucleotide messenger RNA. RefSeq lists its product as uncharacterized. The transcript is spliced from 10 exons. NCBI's taxonomy places the organism in Eukaryota, Fungi, Ascomycota, Sordariomycetes, Glomerellales, Glomerellaceae. The coding region runs from base 649 to 2064 and encodes 471 amino acids. The record is from RefSeq and is a predicted model, not a curated record.
CCUGAUUCCGUUGUCCUUUUUCUAAUCGCUUGUACCGGUACAGAAACUCCAUCAAACACGCGAGCCAACCGCCCCAGCCAGCAAAACCCUCUUCGGGCCUUCAUACAGCAGAGAUGGGGCGCGGCUUGGGUUGCACUCUAAACAGCAAAGGGACGAAGACCGGGGCCCCCCCUCACCUGUGAGACCACCUCGCAGAAGAGCACCAUCUCGCGGUUGUUAUUCUGCCACAUGCUGCUCCACGCGGGAGUGGAAUACCAAAUGGAUAAUCAGAGGUUCUUAUCAACCUUGAAAGGGUAGAGCCGGGAAGAAAAGGCUGCCGUGCCGUGCCACACCCUCUUCUCGUCGUCUCCGUCCCGUCUCUCGUCUCUUGUAUCCCGUUUCCCGACCUUCUUCCUCUCACUCCCUCAGCUUGGGACCGACCUCCUAGCUCACGUACUCACUCGGGCCCCGGAUUGAGGUAUCCUGCAAGGCGAUGCAGGCGCUUUGAAGCUCAUACCACCCCUUCCGUAGAGAACUGUCGCCUUGCGCCAGUAACAUCUCGCAAGACAUUGUCUCCGUUCCGAACCCGGCAGGCUCUGCGCGGUGGACCACUCAUGAUCGGCAUCCGCAUCCAGAGUUUAUCAGUUGACGACGACACACGAUGCCAUUAUGAAGUCAAGUAGGUCCAGUAAAAACAAGUCCAAGAGUGGUGGUGGUAGCGGUGGCAGCGGCGGAGGUGGAGGAAGCAGCGUGUGGUCGCCUUGGACUUGGUCAGACGAGCACCAGAAUUACUACACGUAUCGCACGAAUAAUGGCGAGCCGGAGUACCACUGGCAGGAAACACAAGCUGCUCCACAGCAGCAUGUCCAAGCGAUCCCACGCGAGCAGCCGAAUGUAGAGGAACUCACCAACGGCCUCGACAACCUCUCAACCUCGCCUUCCGCGAACGACGGCGAUUACAGCUAUGCGCUACAAGGGGAGGAAGUUGUUGAUCAGUCUUAUAUGUACCCAACUUCGACUGCAUCGUACGGCAAUUCGAGUCGGUCGAGAAAGGGCAAGGAGCCAUCGUACGAGCCUCAGCCGCAUGAUGGGGAAGACAACCCACCUGAGGAGCCAGCUCCACCGUUGGACCCCUUCUGGGGUGCCGAGCAAGAGACGCCCUCGGAUUAUGCAAUAGCCCCGACUGCGCACCAUGAUGAAGACUUCCUCCCUCCCCAGAAUAGCACGGAAGGCUUGUAUCACGAACCCGAGGGAUACAUGUCAACACUUGAUCCAGCUACAGCCUCCCACAGUCGAGGUUCUGGAUAUGGGGCAACAGACGUAGACGACUACGACCAGGGCAGCAUCUUACAAGAAGCCCUGACGGAGUCAUAUGGGAAACAGAUCCAAGGCGGAUCGUCUACAGAGCCAGCCUACGGAGCAUUUGCAGAUGCUGAAGAUGAUGGAACGCGGACACCAACAGCCCGGAGAUCCCCUGAGCCGUUUUAUGCCCCGUCCUCUCAUACCACGUCGCACAUCAGUGGCACAUUCGGGACCAAUGAGGAUUUGGACCCACGAUACGUUGUUGAACCGUCGCACAAGUUUCGCCCCGGAUCGAUUUUCAAAGUUUUGUGGUGCGAGCCUUCAGGCUCCAGUCUCGGAGGAACGCCGACCAUAUCCGACAGACAGCCGGUCCAAGAUCGAUUUGGCGGGUCCCUUUUCGUCGGGUUCCGACGCUUCGUCGUCGUUGCCAAUGACGAUGGUCAUUGCACUUGCGUACCAAUCCUUACGUACCAGGGCAAGGCCUGUAAGAAGAAGGGCGUGAAACCUCACAAGCAUGGUAUGGUCUAUCACAACAAGCCUCAUCGUCUUCUACCAAACGAGCCAGAGCUUGGAUUCCCGGCCGUGCGAGCCAAGCUCACCGUCGAAGGGGAGAAGCUCGAUAAGGCUUCUCGCGUCAAUUAUUCGAAGCUUGUGACCAUUGAACACAAUGUCAAGGUCUUCUUCAUCGGUUACAUCAGCCCCGAGCGGAUGGACGAUUUUGCAGGUGCUGUCGACGCAUGCUGGGAGAGCAAAACGCACUCGCACAGGAGAUCAAGGAGAUGAGCAGACGGCCUGUCCGCGAACGCUUUUGAGCCCCCCGUCAUGACACUCGUACACACGGUUCACGACUAUAUACGUUAAGAAAUGCAUACAAGCAUGCUCAUUUACCACAGUUAAACGAUGGUCUAUUAUGCCGCCAUAUCGGCCAACCCCCACCUUUUUUUAAUUUAUUUUGUCUUAUUCUUCUUCCUUUUCUUCAAAUUGUAUUUCGAAGUAUUUUGACACGGCGGGCCUGUAUCACGCCAAAGGUUUCUAUCACCUCACACUGGCUGGUUUGUCCACGUUGAGUUAGCAGCACUGAAUGCACGUCGCAACAACAGUGAAGGGCAUGGGAACAGGCCAUAAGGCAGAUUGUAGUGGCGGGAUUUCCUACUAUCCGCGUGAACUCUUUAUCUCAUUAGCACGAGCGCGAAUCUCAGCUCCAUCUGAUUAUGUCUUCCACAUCUGAAAUCGUCUACCAAACACUUUGCCGUCGGCAGGCGAGAGAUGUGAC